UUGAAGGGCGUUUCAGGAUCCCGAGCCAGAUAUUUGGCAGCUCAACUGUUAACUUUCUGUGGUUUUUCCUCCCUGGGAUCCAUGUGACGUCACCAGUGUAAUUUGAGUCGGGAGCUUUGUUCACACUUUAAAUAGCAGCCUAGGGACGGUUUUACCACAGACUCCUGGAAGUGCCCAAGCUGAGCCCGGGAAGACUCACAUCGAUGAAAGCAAAGCGAAGCCACCAGGCCACCAGCAUGUCUUCGUCUCUUCGAGUAAGCCCGUCCAUCCACGGCUACCACUUUGACACGGCCUCUCGCAAGAAAGCUGUGGGCAACAUCUUUGAAAACAUAGACCAGCAGUCCCUGCAAAGGCUCUUCAGGAACUCCGGAGACAAGAAGGCAGAGGAGCGGGCCAAGAUCAUUCUUGCCAUCGACCAAGACUUGGAGGAGAAAACACGAGCCCUGAUGGCCCUGAAGAAGAGGACAAAAGACAAGCUUCUCCAGUUUCUAAGACUGCGGAAGUACUCCAUCAAGGUGCACUGAGCAUAGCAGGAUGGGCCAGGAGCUUUUCCACCAAUGGACCUUUAAAGACAGACCCAGAGAGCCUGCCAGCCCGGCCAGGGCAGCGACCCGCACAUAGGCUUGAGUGCUUCUUCCAAGGACCCGAGGAUGGAAAGGGACAGAGCACACCAGCUACAAAGACUCCAACUCAUUGCAGCCCUGAGCUGUCACACUGAGAGCAAAGUGCCUUCAGUCGACUUUGAGAACUGACACUGACACAGAACAGGAGGAUGGAGGAUGGAGGCACGGGACAGAACAUGACAGACCGAGCCUGAGGGCACCCAGGGUCACUGGCAAGGCCCUAAGACUAAACGAAAACCUACUUGGUUUUUGUUGUUGCUGUUGUUUGGUUUGUUAAUUUUGUUUCCCUUUCCGGAAAAAAAAGUGUCAAAGUUAGUAGGGAGAGGGAGGAAGGAGGAGGAAUGUCAAACAUAAAUGGUUUACCGAGAUUUUAGAAUUCUGAAUGUUUUAAAUGUGGCUAAACCUCAAUGCUGUUUAUCGGUCAAGAUUUUUAGAGAUCAGUAAUUGACUGCUUGUGUUAAAGUCAGGGAGCUGGGUGCUUUGCCCAGUCCUGGAAAACCCACACCACUGUCUACAUGUUUCUAGAGGAUUUGUUAUGUUACAAAUAGAUUUGCACAAAGUUGAAAUAAUGGGGCUCUUCAUAAAUCUGAAGUACUGUGAACAAUUUUGUAAUGUUUUUUUACGCUCUGACUAAUGCUAAAAACUGAAUCAAAUUAAAUGUCCUAGAGAUACUGCAGCAAGCAUUAGGGAGUGAGAAUAGGAGAUUUUUAGAAGGAUGUUGUGGUCUUUAUAAUUUAUUAUACAUUGUAAGUGAUACGCAGCCCCAAUAAAUUAUUAUCAACUUA
Mesocricetus auratus (golden hamster) is the source of this 1408-nucleotide messenger RNA. RefSeq names its product transcriptional and immune response regulator (gene Tcim). NCBI's taxonomy places the organism in Eukaryota, Metazoa, Chordata, Mammalia, Rodentia, Cricetidae. The record is from RefSeq and is a predicted model, not a curated record. The transcript has a single exon. Gene Ontology annotation, molecular function: Notch binding. Gene Ontology annotation, cellular component: cytosol; nucleus. Gene Ontology annotation, biological process: negative regulation of Notch signaling pathway; endothelial cell activation involved in immune response. Bases 204 to 524 code for a protein of 106 amino acids.